AACCCCACCACUGCGCAUCAUUUGCUAGCCCGCCUUCGUCAAUGCCCCGCAAUCUCGAGAGAAAAAGUUUUCCGUCGGCCGGCACGAAAAUGACAACGACAUUUUCCUGUUCUCGAGUCGACAUCCGCAUGACGCCUCGCAAAAGCGUCGCACACCUUGGCACAAGUCCCCCCUGAGUCGCUGGAAUACGCCAUUACUCUCCGACUAAUACACAACCGCAACCUGAGACCAUGUGUGGUGUCUCGGCCAUAUUGCUAGGCGACUCGGAAGCCACCACCGCCGCCGUCGACCUGCACGAGUCCCUCUAUUAUCUUCAGCAUCGCGGACAGGAUGCUGCGGGCAUUGCCGUAUGCCAGGGCGGAAGGGUCUCCCAGUGCAAGGGUCUGGGCAUGGCCAGCAAAGUCUUUGCCGAGGGCAGACGGCUGCAACAACUUCCGGGCUACAUGGGGCUGGGUCAUGUUCGCUAUCCAACCAUGGGAACGGCGUCUGCGUCUGAAGCACAGCCAUUUUACGUCAAUGCGCCGUUCGGAAUCUCGAUGAGUGUGAAUGGUAACCUCGUAAACACCGAAGACCUUCGCAAGUUUCUAGAUGAGGAAGCUCACCGGCAUGUCAACACUGAUUCGGACUCGGAGCUCCUCCUGAACAUCUUCGCACAUGGUCUUCAAAAGCUCGGCAAGACUCGUGCCAACUCAGACGACAUCUUCACUGCACUGGGUGACGUGUAUGAGAAGUGUCAAGGGGCGUUUGCAUGCACCGUCAUGAUCGCGGGUUUUGGAAUCCUGUGCUUUCGGGAUGCUAAUGGAAUCCGCCCUCUGUGUCUUGGAUCACGACCCUCUGCUACCUUGCCUGGAGCGACAGAUUACGCUAUGGCUUCGGAAUCUGUUGCCUUGAAGCAGCUUGGCUUUAGUGAUAUCGUGGAUAUAUUGCCAGGUGGAGCCGUCUUUUGCGAGAAAGGGAAAGCCCCUAUAUUCCGCCAAGUUGUCGAGCGGAAAGCUUACACACCAGACUCUUUUGAGUACGUCUACGUCGCGCGCCCGGACUCCUGCAUCGAUGGUAUCUCGGUGUACCGUAGUCGGCAAAACAUGGGAGAGAAGUUGGCCAAGAAGAUCAGGGAUGUCCUUGGAGAGAAAGGGAUUGAGGAUAUUGAUGCUGUCAUCCCAGUUCCUGAGACGAGCAAUAUCGCAGCAGCUACUUUAGCUAACAAGCUGGGGAAGCCGUACGUGACUGCUCUCAUCAAGAACCGAUACGUCCACCGCACUUUCAUCCUUCCUGAUCAAGCUCUGCGGCAGCAGAGUGUCCGCCGCAAACUCUCGCCUAUCGAGUCAGAGUUCCGAGGAAAGAAUUUGAUCAUUGUGGACGACAGCGUCGUUCGUGGCACUACAUCUCGACAAAUCGUUCAAAUGGCAAGGGAAGCAGGAGCGGCUCGAGUUGUGUUCGUUUCGUGCUCCCCAGAAUGCACACAUCCACAUAUCUACGGCAUAGACCUCGCGGACCCUGAGGAUUUGGUCGCGCAUGGCAAGACGCGGCAAGAGAUUGCCAAGUAUAUCGAUGCCGACGACGUUAUUUUCCAGGACCUCGACGAUUUGAAGUCCGCGUGCAUGGAGGCGGCCGAGAGUACGAGUCAGGUCGACGACUUUGAGGUGGGCGUCUUCUGCGGCAAGUAUGUCACAAAGGUGCCGGAGGGAUAUUUAGAGCACCUAAGCGAGCUUCGAAGUGGGAAGCGGUGGCAAAAGGCUGCUGUGACGAAUAUAAAGCCUGGCAGGGAUGAGGAGGGAAGCGUGGUCGCCAGUUCGGGACCUACGAACCGGCCACAGGAGGGUAACGACAUCAGUCUUUACAACUAUCGCAAGUGAACUUAGGGUUCGUCAGAAACUGUAAAAAUGAUUAAGAUUUAUGGUGGCAUUUUUUCCGCAUUAAUCAAGCUCGGCGCCGUCUCGCUUUUUGCCUGGGCUCUGAGCUUUUUGAAAAUCUUGAGAUUUUCCUCAGCGAGAUCGUAAUUGUCAUCUUCCCCCUUCUUCCGACUUUCGCGUUUGCUUUCUCUAGCUGUGAUCCCCGCCGUUCCCAUUUUGCCUGGCCUGUGGGACUCGUAUUGCCAUUGAUCAGGAUCACAUGCCUUUCUGCUGCGGUACUAUAUUCUCAUCGCAGUAGGCGCCAGCGACGAGAUGUAACGGGUGAUGGAUCUGUUCUGCUAGGGUUAUGUCGCAGUCUCAUCUACCAAUUCUCCAAAACAGGUAUGCGUAUAAACUCGAAU
Messenger RNA from Phialemonium atrogriseum, 2251 nucleotides. RefSeq names its product phosphoribosyltransferase-like protein. Gene Ontology annotation, molecular function: amidophosphoribosyltransferase activity. NCBI's taxonomy places the organism in Eukaryota, Fungi, Ascomycota, Sordariomycetes, Cephalothecales, Cephalothecaceae. Gene Ontology annotation, cellular component: cytoplasm. Bases 231 to 1853 code for a protein of 540 amino acids. The transcript has 14 exons. Gene Ontology annotation, biological process: purine nucleobase biosynthetic process; purine nucleotide biosynthetic process. The record is from RefSeq and is a predicted model, not a curated record.